Molecule: messenger RNA, 337 nt
Organism: Scutellospora calospora
Lineage: Eukaryota; Fungi; Glomeromycota; Glomeromycetes; Diversisporales; Gigasporaceae
Source: the annotation of a GenBank genome assembly
AUGUUUAUCAAUAUACUCAUAGAAGGAAAAAUCUCAGUAAAAGCAUCAAUUAAUAUAACAUCUAAAUUCAAUACCAUUAGCAAAAGCUUGUUUGAUAAGCUUGAAGAAGAUUAUGGGUUGGAAUGUUUAUCUGGUGAUGAAUUAAUCGCAAAAAUAAGCUUAGAAUAUCCUCCCAAAACUUAUACUCAUCGUGCUAGGAUUGUAAUAGAUGAUAUAAGUAUUCUAUUAAUUAAAGAAAAUAACAAUAAAGCUAACCCUACUAAAAACAACACACCUAGGUCUGAUUUAUCAAUAGAUAAGAUUACGAAUAUGAUUAAAAAAAUUCUUUUAGAUAGAG